UGGCCACACCCAGUCGGCGUCCGGGUCACCAGCCGUCUCCCUCGCACUCAGCGGUGGGACGCGUCCGAGGCGCCCCCUCCCUCUCUGUCGCACUUCCAGUCGCUGGCGGGAGCGAGAGGAGCGACAGACGCCCUCGGACGCGUGCUAGAGAGAGACGGGGCUAAUUACAAAGACCGCGCUGUGCCAAAGUUCCAGGGGGACGCAAGCAAGGACGAAACCAGUAGUGACUGCGUUCUGAAAGCUCUAGAAGCUCUGCAAGCUCUGCAGGCGACGUCAGUGCAGGGAAUCGAACCCACGGCCCGACAAGUGGAGCCGCAAUCAUGGGCAACAAACUGGUCACCUUCACGGAGGAGCAACUCAACGACUACCAGGACUGUACAUUUUUCACCCGGAAGGAAAUCUUGCGGGUCCACAAGAAGUUCCGUGAGCUGCAGCCCGACCUAGUGCCCCGCACCAUGACCAAGGACGACGCCGUGCACGUGCGCGUCGCCAGAGAUAUCAUGGAGCGGCUACCGGAGCUCAGGGAGAACCCAUUCAAAAGUCGGAUCUGCGAGGUGUUCUCCUCCGACGGCAAAGGCAACUUGUCGUUUGAAGACUUCCUGGACAUGCUGUCCAUUCUCAACGAGCACGCGCCCAGGGACAUCAAGGUGUACUACGCCUUCAAAAUCUACGAUUUCGACAACGACCAGUUUCUUGGUCCGUCUGACUUGCAGCAGACGUUGCGUCUACUCACGCAGUCGCAGUUGUUGCCAGAGGAAAUGACCCAGGUUUGCGAGAAGGUGGUGGACGAGUGCGAUGUGGACGCCGACGGCCGGCUCUCCUACAUGGAGUUCGAGCACGUCAUCACUCGAGCCCCCGACUUCCUGUCCACCUUCCACAUCCGCAUCUAGUUUGGCGCGAACCGGAAGGAAAUCAGGCAGCGCGGAUUUCAGCGCCAUCCGCCUUCUUCGUAUACAACUUUCGAAGCCUACGGAGCACGCAACGCGAUUCUUUGAACGAAUCGAUCCCUUUCCAAUACCACACAAUCAUGCUGUUUUGA
Thrips palmi is the source of this 1039-nucleotide messenger RNA. It is a transcript of the gene Cib2, whose product is annotated as calcium and integrin-binding family member 2. The record is from RefSeq and is a predicted model, not a curated record. NCBI's taxonomy places the organism in Eukaryota, Metazoa, Arthropoda, Insecta, Thysanoptera, Thripidae. The coding region runs from base 321 to 890 and encodes 189 amino acids. Gene Ontology annotation, molecular function: calcium ion binding. The transcript is spliced from 6 exons.